AUGCGUCAAGGCGGGGAAAAGCGCGACAUCAUCGUCCUCUCCUCUGACGAGGAAGCGGAAGUGGGCAAGAGCACCAACGUGGGUACGAGUCCGAAGAGAGCCCGCAACGCUGCUGCCACCGGCAGUGCCGUCGAUGCAUUUUGCAGCACACCUUGCAGCACGACCCAGCGUCUCGCAGGGCACGUCCCGCCCGACUCUGGAACCGAUACUGGACCGGUCCCGCCUCUCCCACCAGUUACCGAUCUGGGAGCCGAGAACGAAUCCCUCCGCGCCCAGCUCAAGGCAGCGGACGCCUCAGUCAAAGACCUAAAGUCCAAGCUCGCGAAGAUGGAGGAGAGGGCGAGGACGGCCGAGAGGCUGCACCGGCGUGAUAUGAAGGAGAUCAGCGAGCGGCGGCAGGCAAAGAUAAUGGAUAGGUCGAAGGACUUGGCGCGGGAGGCGCAGGCUAUGCUCCAGAAGAUGAAGAAGGAGAAGGAAGAGAAGGAGGCGAAGGAUAAGAUGAAGAUGAGGGCUGAGGAAGCGGAAGAGAGGGCUGUCAUGGCUGAAUGGGCGAACCAAGAGGCGGAGAAGGGCAGGGACGAGGCGGAGAGGACGAGGAAAGGAUUCGAGGAGAGAGCUGGGGCGUACAAGGUCGUACUGAAGGAGCAUGGGCUGCUUGCUGAGGAGGUCGAGCCUGCCGUCGGCAGUGCGUGA
Trichosporon asahii var. asahii CBS 2479 is the source of this 693-nucleotide messenger RNA. RefSeq lists its product as uncharacterized. The coding region runs from base 1 to 693 and encodes 230 amino acids. Lineage: Eukaryota; Fungi; Basidiomycota; Tremellomycetes; Trichosporonales; Trichosporonaceae. The transcript has 3 exons. The record is from RefSeq and is a predicted model, not a curated record.